UAAUCGGUUGGCAUCGCCUGUCACCAAAGAUGCUUCGGGGCGCCCAUCCUCGCAAACACUUGUCGGUCAUUCUGGAAAUGAUCCGUUUCAAACGCUACCUAAAAGGCCACGAGCUUUUUCAGAAUCCGAUGCAAAAGAAACAGAGGGGGAUCUCCCUUCUCGGUCAACAUGGCUUCCCUCUGACAUCAUUGUACGGGACUUUGCUCGUAUACGAUUGA
Molecule: messenger RNA, 218 nt
Organism: Bipolaris maydis ATCC 48331
Lineage: Eukaryota; Fungi; Ascomycota; Dothideomycetes; Pleosporales; Pleosporaceae
Source: RefSeq, a predicted model, not a curated record